Molecule: messenger RNA, 3800 nt
Organism: Meira miltonrushii
Lineage: Eukaryota; Fungi; Basidiomycota; Exobasidiomycetes; Exobasidiales; Brachybasidiaceae
Exons: 1
Coding region: 97-3666 (1189 amino acids)
Biological process (GO): negative regulation of transcription by RNA polymerase II
Cellular component (GO): nucleus
Molecular function (GO): RNA polymerase II transcription regulatory region sequence-specific DNA binding; zinc ion binding; DNA-binding transcription factor activity, RNA polymerase II-specific
Source: RefSeq, a predicted model, not a curated record
AGAAGAAAGGUUUGAAGUAAGGUAUAUUAAUCAAGUCGUAAAAAGUCUCAUUCUUUACCCUCAUCACUCAUACAGAAACCUAUACUUAAACAACGAAUGGCUACAAAUAACUCUGGAUUUGCUCUUUCAGCAACAUCCAAGCCAUUCAUACCUCCACAAAUUGGAUCAAACAUUUCUUCUUCCGGAUCGACAUUGCCAAAGAAUGAGCAUGAUGGCAAGAACAGAGAAGAUAAUAACACAAACGGUAGUACAGCCAAUAAGUCUUCCACCUCUUCUCGAGGUCGUGGGUCCAACAGAGGAAGGGGCAGAGGUACAGGUAGAGGUAGAGGCGGUGCCAGUAAUGUAGCAGGAAGGGAGGGAAGUGGCGAAUCGAGUAAAGUGAAUGCAGCGAAAGAAGAUGGCACUAAACACAAUUCAAGUAAUACCACUGCAUCGAAUGUACAAAAUGGUCAAGCAAAGAACGCAAAUCGGAACGGAAAGGGAAAAGCGAACGAUGAAGAUGAUACAGGCAAACGGAAAGGCGGAAAGCCAAAUGGAAAGACAGAAGAGGCUACACAAAGGAAAGGCGGCAAUCAAAAGCAAGGUAGAAAAUUCGCUGGUAAGCUAACUUCCAAAGCAGAUGAAAUAGAAGAUGAAAAUGCAGUAGAUAAGCUUCAAAUAACACAAUUAGCAAUCGAAACGAGCGAUUUACGAUCUCGAUUGGUAUUGGAAUUAUCGACUGGUCAAUAUGAUUGUGCGAUUUGCUAUUCGUGCGUUACGACAAAGAGUGCGAUAUGGUCUUGUCAGCAAUGUCACUCAGUUUUACACUUACCUUGCGUAAAGAAAUGGGCACUUUCAAGUGUUGAAAAGGUGGAAGCACAAAAUGCAAUGCAAGAUGACGCUUCGAUGCGAUCAAGGAAAGGUACAUGGAGAUGUCCAGGCUGUCAAUUAUCCCAUACGCGAGAACAAAUACCGAGCAUAUACAAAUGUUGGGAUGGAAGGGUGAUCGAACCUCAAGGCGGUAAGGGUAUUCCACCUCAUUCGUGUGGAAAGCCAUGUGCGAAAGGGAAAUGUAUGCAUGGUUGUGCGGCUGGCGUUUGUCACCCGGGUCCUUGUCCGCCUUGUCCGAUCACUGUCACGAAAGGCUGUUUCUGUGGAUCACAAAAAGUUUCACUGAGAUGUUCGCAAAUGCAAUCUAGUCCAACUUCCGAACCGACCGGGGUCAGCUGUGGUAAAACAUGCGGAAAGCAAUUAGCCUGUGGUCAGCACCCAUGUGACCGAAUAUGCCACUCGGGACCUUGUGGACAAUGCGAGGAAGACGUACUGUCGAAAUGCUAUUGUGGACGGAAGGAAAAGCAAAUGAAAUGCGGAAGUGGUGAUGUGAAACAGAGUACAACGGAAGACGGAAUAGAAUGGAAGGGAAGGUGGCGCUGUGAAUCCGAAUGUGAUCGUUUAUUCGAUUGUGAGAUACAUCAUUGCAAGAAGCAAUGUCACGUUCAAGAGCAAGCACCUUCACCUUGUCCAUUCUCACCACUGUUCAUUCAAUCCUGUCCUUGCGGUGCUGAACAACUUAAUGCGAAUAGAUCUUCCUGUCAAGAUGAAGUCAAGACUUGUAGCAACACAUGCGGCAAAUCGUUGGUAUGCGGCCAUCAAUGCUCUUCGAAGUGUCAUCUGGGUGCAUGCCCUCCAUGUACUGUACCAGUUGUGACACCUUGCCGUUGCGGAGAGACGAAGAAGCAACUUACAUGUCAUGAAAAGCAACGCGAAGAAGCUGAAGGUGGUCAAGAGAUUCUAUGCCAGACUGUCUGUCGCUCGGUUAGAUUAUGUGGCAAGCAUGAAUGUCGCAGAAGAUGUUGUCCCUUAUACUUCCAAGCAAAGAACAAGAGUAAAAGAAAGCCAACUUAUGACGAAUUAUUGGAACAAGAUCCAGCAGGCUAUCAUACAUGUGAUCAUACAUGCGGUAAGCUCUUAUCUUGUGGCUUACAUCGAUGCGAGAAUGCUUGUCAUCGAGGUCAAUGUCCUCCUUGCUUGCAAGCUUCAUUCGAUGAAAUAAGCUGUCACUGUGGUCGGACAGUCUUGGAGCCCCCCGUACCUUGCAGUACUCGUGUUCAAUGUCACUUUCCAUGUGCACGACCACCGCCCGAAUGCAAUCAUCCACAAGUCAGUCACGAUUGUCAUGGCGAUGACGAAAGUUGUCCGCCUUGUAUAUUCUUGGUGGACAAAGCUUGUAUGUGUGGUAAGAACGUUGUUUCAAACGUGCCAUGUCAUCGGUCGAGGGUAUCUUGUGGUCAAACAUGCAAUACAGUCUUACCUUGCGGUUUUCAUCGUUGUUCUUCGCUUUGUCAUGAACAGGGCAAUUGUGGACCCUGUCAACAAAUGUGCGGUAAGCCAAGAAAGUGUGGCCAUCCUUGUUUGGAUGCUUGUCAUGCGCCUGCAGCUUGUUCUGAAGCAGAAUCUUGUCCGGCUUGGGUUACACUGUUGUGUGCAUGCGGCAAUAUUCAACAAAGGGUUCGUUGUGGUUCAUCCUUGCACAAUCCUGUGGAACCUGAUCGUACACUGCAAUGUACGGAUGCUUGUCUUUUAGCACAGAGGAAUGCUAAGCUUGCCGAAGCAUUCGGUUUGAGUACUGCGCAACAUCAAGCGAGACAACAGCCAAGCGAGUAUCCGAUGUCAACAUUGACGUUCUAUGGAACGAAUUCAACAAUUCGUAAAUGGUGCGAGGAAAUUGAGAAUACACUCACCGAAUUGAUCCGAUCAAAUCGACAUGCGAUCAUCUUGCAACCCACAAAUGCAACUCAACGUCAAUUUAUGCAUGAUCUGGCCAACGUUUUCCGUUUACAAUCUGAAGAUGUAGAUGAAGAGCCUAGAAGGUCAGUUGCUAUUCGUCGUUCGAUCAACGCUCAUGUGCCUACGCCUACACUUUCGGAAGCUUAUAGACAACAUCAAGAGACUUUGGCAAGAUUGCGUCCUACAGCCUUGGGACCUUUGAAAAGAGGACCGGCCAAUUCGGGCAAAUCUACUCCAGGAACUGUUACGCCAACUGGAGGCAAUGCAUGGGGAACGUCAUCCGAACAACAAAUGAAUGCGUUGAUGCUACGUGGCGUGUUUGGAAUCGAUGAGAAAUCUUUGACGGAAACUAUCCGUAAGAUGGCUGGUGUUCCGAUUCAUGUUCGUUGGAUGAACGAAGAAGAUGUGAUUGUUUUGAUCUCAAAUACAUCUACGGCUAAAUUGCACGUCCUUCGAAAUGAUAUUCGCAAUGUUGCUUUAUUGAAUGACGGAUCUUCGCGGUUAGCAAGUGACGUAACUGUUUGUCUUUGCGAUGAACGUGGAAAGGUAUUACGAUUCGAUUCAAAUUCAGGCCAAGACCAUUCUGCUUCGUCAGCAUCUAGGGGAAUCUUGAACCGUAAUGGCUCUGCUUCGGCUGCUUGGUCCGCCACAACCACGAGCAAGCCUACAAGACCUAUGGGAUCGGGUUGGGCGGCUGUUGCUGCUACAGCUCCCGCAGCUCAGUCACCUCGUCCUAAAGCAAGUGCUUGGGGUACGGCAGCACCGAUACCCUCAAUUAGCAGCGCAUCGAUGGACAGACCAUCUUCAAUCAAUCCUCCAACCACCAGUGCAGCUGUAGAGCCAGAACGAGUUGAUACAGCAAUUGUACCGGAAGCAUGGGACGAUACAAGCUUGAGCUAAGAAAGUAUUGUAGUCAAUGUAUCAAUGAAAAUAGUGUUUGCAUUGGGAGGCGAAAGUUGUAAUGAUACAGUAAUAAGAGAAUCUAGGUUUCUGAAAUUGUGUUAAAAGUCAUGUGUCAUUGUAUGUGAUUUAAU